This is a messenger RNA of Microthlaspi erraticum, 312 nucleotides long. Lineage: Eukaryota; Viridiplantae; Streptophyta; Magnoliopsida; Brassicales; Brassicaceae. The record is from the annotation of a GenBank genome assembly.
AUGCCAUUAGAGGAUCUAGAGUGUCGAUCGUUUUGCUCUCAAAGAAGUACAGCUUCUUCGAGCUGGUGUUUAGAUGAAUUGCUCGAGAUCUUGAACUGCAAAGAAGCUUUGGGGCAUAUCGUGAUGAUCGUUUUUUACGAUGUCGAUCUGUCCAAUGUACGAAAACAGAAAGGAGAUUUUGGGAGUGCUUUCAUGGAAACUUGCCAAGGGAAAGGUGAGGAAGUGAAGGAGGGAUGGAUCAAAGCUUUGACUGAUGUCGCAAACAUUGAAGGAGAAAUCAUUCUCUCAAGUGGGCUAACGAAGCAGAUAUGA